Messenger RNA from Colletotrichum abscissum, 2082 nucleotides. RefSeq lists its product as uncharacterized. The transcript has a single exon. Bases 1 to 2082 code for a protein of 693 amino acids. The record is from RefSeq and is a predicted model, not a curated record. NCBI's taxonomy places the organism in Eukaryota, Fungi, Ascomycota, Sordariomycetes, Glomerellales, Glomerellaceae.
AUGUCAGGAGAAGAUCCACCUGUCUACUCACCACCGUCCUAUGCAUCGACAAUCUAUACUCCUCUGGCGCAGUCCGACGUCGUUCGGGUCUUGAUCCUCUACCCCGCCAUUACUCACGAUGCCGAAAUUCAGUGCGAGCUGUUGUCGACCGAAAUAUCUACUUGCCAGGAGCUCGAGCAGUCGUACGUAGCGUUGUCGUAUGUCUGGGGGGACCAAAGCGAUCCUCAGCUAGUAUAUGUCAAUAAUCACGAGGUCUAUAUCGGAAGAAACCUUUCCGAAGCACUCCGUCAUCUUCGUCGUCGAGUUUAUCCGAUACGACUCUGGGCAGACGCGCUGUGUAUCAACCAGAACGAUGUUGCGGAGCGAAAUCACCAAGUUCAUCAAAUGCGCAACAUCUAUUCUUCCGCUCUAGAGACAGUCAUUUACCUCGGAGAAGACGAUGGAAGCAAUACCACAUCCUCAGCUUGGAACUUUCUCGAAAGACAAAGCGAGUGGGCACUGAACGAAGACGGCAACGAAGACACCCAGCUGCCGUCGACUCUCGAGGAAGAUCUUAUUUACUUCAGAGGAGAUGUAGCUGAUGUUGAGCUCAGCGUCCUGAAUAAAGCUUGGUUCUUGCGCGUUUGGGUUCUCCAGGAAGUUGUUGUAUCGAAGAAAGUAUCAAUACAGUGUGGUCAUCGACGAGUUCCAUGGAAUGACUUCUGCAAGACCCUCUUGCUGAACCCAAGAUACCACGAUCGCUAUGGAUAUAGCAUGCAAGCCAUAGAAAGAGUCGAUAUUGUCCGCGACAUGUUUCAAGCCCGCUGCGCCUACCAAGAGUCGCAUGGUUUGGCCCACCUCCGACCUCCCUGGCACGCCAACGUCACCAACUAUGGUGGUAGAAGCGCACACAUCAUCGAUAUGCUUGUCAGAGCUCGUCAGCUUGAAGCAUCAGAUCCCCGGGACAAAAUAUUUGCCCUCUUAGGGAUUUCAACGAAUGUGGAUCUUGACAAUAGACUGAUGGCUGUUGAUUACAGCAAAUCUCAAGCCGAGGUACAGACUAAUUUGGCUCGCUACAUCAUGGAAGAACAUAAGAGUCUAGACAUACUGAGCUACGUCGAUCAUUCGAUCACCGGUUUGUCUUCUUUACGUAGAGUUGUUCAAGCUGAUGCGCUGCCUUCGUGGGUUCCUGACUGGGACGCAAGCCAGGUCGCUCGAGAGCAGCGGCUGAUGGCCAUGCAUGCCGCCGCUGAACUCAACGAGGGCUCGCUCCCUCUGGACCCCGCUAGCCCCAUCGUUCCAACAACUCUGAGUUACCUGAGUGAAGAGAAAGAUGAGGAACGUGAAAGAAGACAAGAUAUAGCCUCCAAGAGCAUGGCGUGGCUCGACGACAAUAAGGUUCUUUUGACGAUUGGUUCAGUGAUUGGCACCAUAGCGCACGUCGGACCUGACAUCACACUUCGGGGAGCCGACGAACUUUCAUUUCAAGCCAUCAGAAAUCAAUGCGACGACCCCACAGAGUUGCGUCGGAAAAUCAUGGCGAGAUGGGCUCGACUUCUUCUUCAGAAACACAGAAGGAAAUAUGUGGGGACCCACAAUGAUUCAAGACUACAUUCUGGCCCACCGGAACGUAUGGAAAACGUCCUUCGAUCAUUAGGGGACACUUUAGACGUGGGAUCUCACACAAUCGAAAGUCACUUGUUCUCCAGAGGGCGACAGACAGCUGCCUGGUCCGGAGAAGGUGAGCAGGUCAUCAACAGGGUCACUGACAGGACAAGCAUGCUUGAAAACAAGUCUAUCGGUGCCUACAAUAGAACUGCCGGUUCUCCUUCAGAGCUUCACAAAGUUGUGUUGCCACCCGGGGCGAGAAAGAAUGAUCUCAUGGUUUUGUUACGUGGGGCGCGAGUACCAUUUGUCAUUCGGCCGAUAACUGACAGGCAUGUCGCGAUGGACGUGGGAGAGACUCAGCUUUCACAGUUACUCCGCUCCGGCUUCGACUUAUUGUGUCUCGGGAACGUAGCCUUUCUCGGUCACUGCAAGCUCGUUGGGGAAUGCUUGAUCAAUGAAUACGAGGACAGCUUCUGUCAAACGGGCAGGGAAUAG